Hippocampus zosterae (dwarf seahorse) is the source of this 3753-nucleotide messenger RNA. RefSeq names its product polyhomeotic homolog 1 (gene phc1). Bases 236 to 2599 code for a protein of 787 amino acids. Gene Ontology annotation, cellular component: nucleus; PRC1 complex. Lineage: Eukaryota; Metazoa; Chordata; Actinopteri; Syngnathiformes; Syngnathidae. Gene Ontology annotation, molecular function: zinc ion binding; protein binding. The record is from RefSeq and is a predicted model, not a curated record. The transcript is spliced from 14 exons.
AUCCAGCGAAGACGAAGAAGAACGAAAAAAAAUCGACCUGUUGGGGGCGGAUUUUCUUUUUAGAGCCAAAAAGCCAAUAAAAGGCUUUCGGCGACUGUGUUUGAAACCUAAACCGGGGGGAUCCCAAUUUCCUGCAAAUAGGAGUGAAAGUAACACAUUAACCAAGAAACAAGUGUCUACAAAAAUGCGACUUUCCUGACACUGCACCUUCCGCACACUAAUCCUAGCAGUCAAAAUGGAUGCAAGUGAGGACCAAAGCACCAGCACGAACAACAACAACAACACCACGCCGACCACCACCACCACUAAUGGAAACCUGCAAACGAGCAGAACCUCGCGGCCACCGCAGAUUGCUCACAUGUCUUUAUAUGAGCGACAGGCCGUGCAGGCUCUCCAAGCCUUGCAGAGACAGCCGAACGCAGCGCAGUACUUCCAGCAACUCAUGCUGCAGCAGCAAAUCAACAACGCUCAGCUGCAUAACCUGGCGGCUGUGCAACAGGCUACGCUUGCCGCUAGUCGCCAGUCCAACACCGCGAGUAACAGCAUCUCACAGGCGACCACCACUGUGAAUCUCAACACCACGUCGGCGGGGGGGACGGCGGUGACCCCUCGUCCGCAUGGCGCAGCCACCUCCGCCACAACAACCGCCCUCAACCAGUCCGUGUUGUUGGGGGGGAACUCGCCAGGACAAGGGCAGAUGUAUCUUCGAGUGAACCGCUCUCUCAGGGCUCCUCUGGCCUCGCAGCUCAUCUUCAUGCCGGGGGGCACAGCAACAGCGACUGUCGCAACGGUUGCCCAGACCCAGCAGCAGCAGCAGCAGCAGACCGAAGCUCCUACCUCAGCCAGCGCCCAGUCCGACAGUGAUCAGGUGCAGAAUCUGGCUUUACACUGCGCAUCCACUCCCAGAGCGGUCUCCAUCAAGUCCGAGCUCUCGGAAAGAAAAGAGCCGAGCGCCUUUCCUCUCAGUCAGCAACAGCAAGUUCAACCCCAGCAGCAAGCGGCCAAGUCGUCCGGCAACACGAUGGCAGUCAAAGGUUCCAACCAGCCCGGGAUGAGCGUCCCUCCUCCCGCAGCCUCGGUGGCCCCGUCCGCCUCCUCCUCUCCGGCGCUCCCCCUUUCCCAACUCCUCCUGUCGUCCUCGGCCGCCCCGGUCAUCCUGGUGCCCACCUCCAACGUGCCUACCUCCACCCAGGGCUACUCCAUCGGCUCGGUCGCCCCCAAAGGCAACGUCAACACGCAGACGCUAGUGGUGCAGCCCCUGCAGCAGGCCGCCGCCGCCGCCCCCGACAAAGGUCCCGUCCCCAUCCAGCCCAAGACGGUGCACGGACACCGCUUACCCGUGCAGGUGUCCCCUCGUCAGCCGCUCCCCAUUCUGCCGGCGCCGCCCAGCGGCGGCCAGCCGCCUCACAACCCCCCGCAUAUUCCCGUGCAGCUGGUGGGGGCCAGGCAGUGCAUGGCGGGCAGCGUGCAGGCCGUGGCUCUGGCGCAGGUGCGAAGCGUGGCAGCCCAGGAGAAUGUGAACGCCGCCUCGCACAACACGUCCGCAACUGUGAAUAAGUCCGCCAACGGCUCCUUGAAGAGGAAGUCGGACUGCGAUGCGCCCAACGAGACAAGCGCGGGAUCUUCAGAAUCUGCUCCCAUUAAAGAUGCCGCCCCCGCAGUAACUCCUGCAGCGACAAAGGACUCGGCAGCAACUCUCCCCGCGGCCGCCUUCCCGUUGCCGCCCACCCUGUCCCUGCCGCUCUCGAGGGCGGGCCACGGCGACAAAGAGCGGGCGCCGCUCCCCCAGGCCGUGGUCAAACCUCAAGUCCUCACACACCUCAUCGAGGGCUUUGUCAUCCAGGAGGGAGCCGAGCCUUUCCCGGUCGCCGGGCUCCUCAAAGAUCGCGACUUUGCACUGGGCGCCCGCGCAGAGAACGGCCCACCUUUGUUGAAGUGCGAGUACUGCUCAAGCCUGGCGCCAGCCAAUAAAUUCAGAGGAUCCAAGAGAUUCUGUUCCAACACCUGCGCAAAGAGGUACAACGUAAGCUUCAGCAAACACUACAAGUCAAGCCGGGGACGAAGUGGCAACACGGGGCCGGCGCCGCUUCCGCCGGCGACCGAGAACGUGGCCCGGCGCCGCGGCCCCCCUCGCCGAAGCAGCUCCAAUGGCAGCAAAUUGUCUGGCCAGCGUCAAAACGUCAAGUGCCGCUCGGACUCCAGCCGCUCGGAGGACGCGUCCAGCGACGGAGACGAGGAAGAAGAGGACGAAGAGGUGGACACGGCUUCCCUUUCUCCAAGCUCCUCCCACUCGCGCUCGUGCUCCAGAGCCGAGCAGGACGGCGUUCCUCAGUCGGACGCCGCCUCGGCUCCCGGCAGCCUCCCCAUGGAGGCGGCCGGCUUCCUGUCGGCCACUCCUGCCCAGUGGAGCGUGGAGGAAGUGUGCAGGUUCAUCUCGUCGCUUCAAGGCUGCGAGGAGCUGGCCGCUCACUUCCUGUCCCAGGAAAUUGACGGGCAGGCUCUGCUGCUCCUCCGCGAGGACCAUCUCAUCUCCACCAUGAACAUCAAGUUGGGCCCCGCCCUCAAAAUCUGCGCCUCCAUCAACAGCCUGCGCGAGUGACCCACUGGUGACUCGCUCUCCGCAUUGUUGUUUGUAUUUUGUACACGACACUAGGACUCUGACAUUCUUACUUUCUGGACCUCGAGUGUGCCAAAACAUGUUUGGCUUUUUUUGGGGGGGGCUGUCGUAUGAGUGACCACAUUAAUUACGUACGCUAACCUGAUUGUGACAACUUUAGUUUUGUCAGCUCGUCAUGCGGUAGCGAGGUUGCCGACGCAAAAGACACGUUGCCUUCUUGCCGUAUUUAAAAUGGUGCUAAUUUUUUUUUUAACGAGUUCCCGUCUGAUAAGAAGGAAAAUGUUCACAAGGGUUUCUCAAAGUUUAGUUUUGUAUCUUUUUACAUGAUCUACUCAAAAGUAUUUUUCACGACAACUUUUCGGAGCCGUAACCAACUUACGAAGUGUGGCGGGAAAAAGUUCCAGGACUGGCGUCACAAAAGAUAAAGAGAGAGAACGAUGCCUUUGAGGUCAGAGGUCAAUUUGAAAUGUAUCUUAAGUAACACAGUACUGGAACUUUUGACAUCUCAUUCCAUCCAUCCAUCCAUCUUCUACCGCUUAUCCGGGGCCGGGUCGCGGGGGCAACAGCUUUAGCAGGGAAGCCCAGACUUCCCUCUCCCUAGCUACUUCUUCCAGCUCUCCCCGGGGGCUCCCGAGGCGUUCCCAGGCCAGCUGGGUGACAUAGUCUCUCCAGCGUGUCCUGGGUCUUCCUCGGGGUCUCCUCCCGGUGGGACAUGCCCGGAACACCUCACCAGGGAGGCGUUCAAGAGGCAUCCGAAUCAGAUGCCCAAGCCACCUCAUCUGGCUCCUCUCGAUGUGGAGCUACCUGCUACCUGAAUAUGAGUCGAUGAGAGGCAGCCUUUCGUCUUCCUCCACUUCAAUCACAGGCAGACGUCCGAUUAUUUAUUCACAUUUUAUUUGUCAUUCGGUUCAGGGUUCUUCACCGUGGACCCACCGUACACACACACCAAAAAGUCUGUGACUUGACAUCGGCUGCAGGAAGUUGGUAAACAAGGCAGACAAACCGUCAUUCCGCAGCAUCCACUCCAACUGGAUGCCUUUCAAGUUUACAUCUGCUUCAAAGUGUGUAUUUCCUUUCGCCUAAACCUUCAAAACAUUUUUCAUAGCGAAAGCGUAAUAAAAGUCUUUAGUAUACCA